Daphnia carinata is the source of this 2812-nucleotide messenger RNA. RefSeq names its product protein LSM14 homolog A-A-like (gene tral). Gene Ontology annotation, molecular function: mRNA binding. Gene Ontology annotation, biological process: P-body assembly; cytoplasmic stress granule assembly. NCBI's taxonomy places the organism in Eukaryota, Metazoa, Arthropoda, Branchiopoda, Diplostraca, Daphniidae. Bases 152 to 1921 code for a protein of 589 amino acids. Gene Ontology annotation, cellular component: P-body. The record is from RefSeq and is a predicted model, not a curated record. The transcript has 9 exons.
CUUCUUAGAAAUUGGCGUUCUGAAAGUUUUUCAUUCAGCUGUUCGAGCACCGGUGCGACCGAUUCGAUUAAGGCAAAAGAAAAGAAAGACUUAUCCGAAUUCAUCGAGUUGGAACGGAAAUUGUGUGGCCAAUAAAGGCUGAAUUUCGAAAAUGAGUAAAGCUAUGCAGUUGUUGGGCAGUAAAAUCAGCCUCAUCUCCAAGUCGGAGAUCCGUUACGAAGGGAUUCUAUUCACACUCAAUCCCAAUGAAUCGACUUUGGCUCUGGCUAAAGUGCGUAUGUUUGGAACGGAAAACCGACCAACAGACAAUCCUGUUGCUGCAAGAGAUGAGGUGUUCGAGUUCAUCAUCUUCCGUGGUCAGGACAUCAAAGACAUCCGCCUUUGUGAGCCACCAACACCACAACCUACUAUGCCUGGAACUCUGCCCUAUGAUCCAGCCAUUGUUCAGCAUUCAGUCCCUGGUGUUGGAUCCCUUGGAGCAACAGGGCUUCAACAGCCAACUGGACUUGCUGGUAGCAUCAUGAGGCCUAAUUUUGGACCAUUGGGUGGUCUGAAUCCCUAUCCAAAUCUAGAUGGUGGGGCUACUGGUGGCCCCCUGGGACAGCUAGGCAACCUUAUGGCACCAGGCUUAGGUGCAGGACUAGGAGGUUUGGCUGGUGGAUUGGGACUGAGUGGAGCCGCCGCUGUUGCAGCAGCCAGUGAGUUACCCCUUUCCCCUCACGGCGAUAUGCCCCCUCACCCGGAUCAUUUGUCCGAGGGAGACCAAGAUUUGUUGGGCGGAGUAGGAAGAUCCAAUAACUCAACGCCAGUUGGAGGCGCUUCAGGAACAACGAGCCAGUCAAGGAAAUCUCCUUUACUGGGUGACAAAGAGGAUAAUCAACGAACAAGCAGCCGCGGCUCUGGAGGUGGUGGUCGUUCUCAACAGAAUGAUCGCAGCCAACAACAACGUGGUGGAAAUGGAAGAUCAAAUUCUCGUGGUCGUGCACGCGGAAACAACGCUGGUGGUAAUCAGAAUGCUGAUCGCAGAGAUGGUAACCGAUCUCAAGGGGGACAUCCUCAAGGUUCGUUCAAUCGAUUUGCAAGCAAUUUCAAUAAUCGAUCAAAGGGGCCCCUAAAGUUUGAUGAAGAUUAUGAUUUUGAGUCUGCCAACGUGAAGUUUGAAGAACUGAAAAACAAAAUGGGCAAAAUGAAAAUUGGCGGUGACACCGUACUUGUGCUUAGCGGCCCUCCUGGAUCUACCGUAGAAGGGGAGAAGAAAGAAAAAUCAGAAGGCGAACCCACCGAAGCGGUUACAAAUUCAGGUGACGGUGAAGCUUCGACAGAAGCUUUGGUUUCGGUUUCGCCUAAUGAUGAUGGAAAAGUUCCUGAAUCUCCAGUAAAGCCCAUCUGCUACGAUAAGACGCGUUCGUUCUUUGACUCCAUUAGCUGUGAAGCUGUAGAGCGGAGCAAGGGUAGCAAUACGCAGCGGACAGAUUGGCGCCAGGAGCGUAAAUUGAAUGCCGAAACCUUUGGACUGCCGUUUAACCAGCGCCGAGGCGGAUUUAACCGUGGAGGCGGUGGUGGACGAGGUUACUAUGGAGGACGAGGAGGCGGAGGUGGGGGGUAUUACCGCCAGCAGAGCAAUGAUGGCGGUUACCAGCAACGUGAUGGUUACCAGCAGCGUGAGGGCGGUUAUCAGAACCGAGAUGUAGGUUAUCAACAGCGUGAUGGUGGAUUUCAGCAGAGGGAUGGAGGUUACCAACAAAGAGAUGGAGGUUAUCAACAGCGAAGUGGUUAUCGAGGAUCAGGUGGAUACAGAGGUGGCCGUAGCGCGCGAGGUGGUAAUGGUGGUGGAGGCAAUAGAGAUUCUGAAUCCACCGGCCAGUCAAGAGGAGGAUAUAACCAGAGAAGGACCUGGCAACAACAAGAGAAUCGAACGUAAAAUUGUUCGUUUACUGGCUGCUGAAGCAUACUUGAAACGCUGAAUGAUUCUGUCGAACAUUUGAUGAGGGAUAUGGGGGGCAUUUGGUGUGAGAGGUUUCAGUUUGGUAGAGUUGGAAAACGGCGUCGGAUAAGUGAUGAUUGGUGCGCGCGGGUGUACAGUUUUGUUUGGUUUGUCUCGCCGUUGGAGUGAAGUGAUCGUAACUCUUGUUGGGCCCUCCUCUCUUCGCGGACGGAUCGUUCUUUGCGUCUCUUCAAGUCUAAGUAGCCGGAAAUUGAAGAACGAAUUUUCCACGUUUUCCUUUUUUUUUUUUUUUUUUUUUUUUUUUUUUCUAUUGCUGUGAGGAUCGAUGGAUUUACCUUUGGAUUUAACACCUGGAACAGAAGGAAGUUGAAAUUUUCGUUUUUCUUUUGUUUAUUUCUCACCUGUUAAUUUCCUUAAUUAUUGUAGAGACUUUUGACUCUUGUUUUUUUCUUUUUCUCGUCUAUUCAUAUUUUGCAUCUGCCCCCAGUUCACUCAGUUUCUCCCAACUGCCUCCUUUACAUUGUUCCCGUCCCCUUUCCAAUAUUUCUGAAUGAAUGUGCGUGGGGUGUAAUGAUUAAAAGUCAUGUAAUUGAGCAAGAUGGUCAACUUUGUCAGGAUUGCAAAGAUGUGCUACGCUUCGGAACCGCGAGUGAUUUUUACACGCCGUGGCAAAUCGUAAAUUUUCGUAUUGUACGCGACUCGCGCCUCGUCCAUACUUUUUGGUAAACAUAAUUCCACGACUUGUGAAGAAUACCGGCAAAUGGCACUCGACCGGCUUCUGUAUUGUUUAUCUGCUCCUAUAUCGUGGGCAUGUACUCAAAACUCGUAAAAAAACAGAAGCACAAUAAAAUAUAAAACGUCGUGUAA